AUGGCUAAUCUCAUUGGUGCCUAUGCCUUCACAGCUGCAUACUUCAAUUCUUCUGUUGUGAAUAUUGUGGAGCCACAGGAUCUUGUCAUUGCUGUUAACCAGGCAGCAUAUCAUGUCAGUCUUAUGCAUGUUGACCUGCAUGACUCCAACUAUGAGGUGGAGCAUAAGAAUUCCUCAUGGGACUAUGACGCUUCUCUUCUUCUGCCUGAAGAGCCAGGUUAUAAGGAUGGGAAUCCAUCCUCUAUUCCCUACCGGCUCCUGCUCUCUUCAUAUGCUAUCUCUCCCCCCCCUGCUCCAGUGGUCAUUGGCCCUACUGCCUUAGUCCCCAAAGUUGUAGAACCUGAGACUAGCUCAUCUAGAGUCCCCCAGCUGACACCUAUCAGGACCCCCCAGAUUUCAAGAGAACCUAGUUUCCCUCCUGUUACUAAAAAUACUAUCUCUAUGGUUCUUCCAGCUGUCUGUUCUGGCUCAAGGGCCACAGUGGUUUGUAAAUAUCAGCAGGAGACAGGAAUCCUGGCUCCUACUGUACCUGCCCCUGUCUCUAAGAGGGCCAAGCCUAUCCCAUACAUUGUUUAUAUUGCCUUCAGCCAUCUUCAGCCAUAUUCCCCUCCUCUUCCAUUUCCCUUACCUCUGGUACCUCUUUCCUCAGUUUUCCAGACCACCUUCCAGUGGAAGCCAAUUCCUGGCUCUCUUGAAUUCCCUGUUCCAUCUGCUCUAUCCAUUGAUCAUGAUACCAGUACUCCUUCUGCUGUGAAGAGCAAUAGGCCUGCUGGCUCUUCUCCAUGCUCAGUCAGCACCUCUGAUCCUGCUAGUGAGGGUCCUGAAGGUGCUCCCAUGGAGGCUGUUCCUUCAGCUCUAGACAGCCUGUUAUCUCCUUCUCCUCAUGCAUAUCAUUCUCUGACCAACCACCUGCAUGAUUGUGCAGUGGCCAGGAAUAUGUCUACCAUUGUCAUUCCAAUAAAAAUCCUUAUUUUGUCUGUUCUCCUUUGCUUUCCUGGCCAUGCUUUAACUGCACUUUGGCUGGUUUUCCUGAGGAGUGCAUUUUUGAGGGUAGAGUUGCUCUGUCAUGCCACUACCUUAUUGGAUCCUCUCAUUCUCAGUGGUGAUAGUGCUAUUCAUCAUGGCAUUGACCAUAUCAAGUGUAUCAAGGUCAAGAUCAAGCUGCUCAUGAGGUCUCUUCAGCUCUUGUAUGAGGACUGGCAGCAGGUUGUAGGCAAGCUUACUGAUGGUCUUGAUGCUAUUGCUUCUUGUGAGCAUGAUAUUGAGAUCAUCAAAGCUUAUGCACAAGUCUCUGAUCUCCUCAAAUCUUUCUUGAUGUUCUUCUUUAUUUAUAGCAGCACUCAGGGUCUUUAG
This is a messenger RNA of Guyanagaster necrorhizus, 1353 nucleotides long. RefSeq lists its product as uncharacterized. Lineage: Eukaryota; Fungi; Basidiomycota; Agaricomycetes; Agaricales; Physalacriaceae. The coding region runs from base 1 to 1353 and encodes 450 amino acids. The transcript is spliced from 15 exons. The record is from RefSeq and is a predicted model, not a curated record.